ACAAAUUAACAUUCUCCCACCACGCGUCUCUCUUUCUCAUACUGGUACGCCGAUUUUCUCUCUCAUAACUCGCACCUCCCACCCCCUUAAUCGGCUUCUGUUGCUCCUUCCCUCACAACUCACAGUAUAUUUAAGAAUACACAUAUUACACCUACGUCUCUCCACAUAGUCUUUUUUGGCUUUUCUGUUGCGCCAACUAUCUAAUUUGCACACACCAAGUAAUAACCUGGGUCAAAAGGAUUGAUUGCUGCAGGCGAUUAGAUUCCUCUUCCUACAUAGAAUCGCCUCCUCUUCUAUAUGCGAUUUGGCUCCGUACAUUUUUCAAUUACGCUCGUCUUUUGUUUUUGAGGGCUGCUGCUCUCUGGCAUUGCUGCUAUACUUGUUUAAUUGUUUUUGUUUUUGUUUUUUUGUCGUUAUUUCUUGACAUUGUUGCAAUUUUUCACCAGGCCCAUCUCGUUUUCUUUACUUAAUUUUAUGGGUUAAGAUUUUUUUUUAUUUUUUUUCUUGGGGUUGUAGCAAUACUUAAUAUUUGUUGGGUUUGUUUAAAUUUUAUUUAUUUUUGGGGUGGAAAUUGGUGGUGCAUUUGCUUGAUAAUUUGGGGUUUCUGUUAAAAAUUAGCUAGAGAGAAGCUAUGGCGUUGAGUGAAGAAGAGAAUGUGUGUGGUUUUGAUGAUGGAUUUUUGGUGGAGGAAUGCGAAGCUGUAGAAAAGAUUGGAUUUUUGGUGGAUUUUGAUGAUUCAAAAUCUGAAAAUGGUUGUGAAGAUGUUGUUGAUAAUUUACCAAAUGAUCCUUUUGGGAUGGAGGUCAAUAUGGGCAUGGAAAACGAUCCAAUUCUUGUGGAUUUCAAUCCAAGUUUGCCUACAGAUGAUUUCGACAUAGAGGCCGCUCUCGCGGCCAUAGCCGGUUUGAUCGAGGAUUUUGGACUAAAAGCUUAUGGGUUUGAGACGGAUGAAGCUGAUGAAGAUUGUGGUGAUGGUUCUAGCAAUCUAAAAGCUGCUGAAGAUGAGGGCAUUGAUGACAACAAGUUUUUUGCCGAAUUGAAUUUUGUUUGGAGUAGCUCGAUGGAGUAUGAAGGGGAGGAUAGGGAGAAUGAGCUGGUUGAUGCUGGUCCAGUGAUGUAUGUGGAGGAUGGGACGUCGUAUGGUGACUCUACUACUAUGUUGGGAGGUGGCAUGGAUGAUUUGAUGUGCUUUGGUUGUGAAAAAUAUGGGAUUGAGCAUGUGAAGAGUGAGAGUGAUGUUGGUGUAGAUAUCAUAAUCUUUGUUCUUGAGCAUCUUGAUCUUGGUAUUAAGGACCUUUUGUCUAUUGAAAGGGUUUGCAGAUCGUUGCGUGAUGCUGUCCGAAAAGAUCCUUAUCUUUGGACAAGUAUUCACAUUGACUACCCCUUGAGCCAGAAGAUCACUAAUGAGGAUCUUCUGCGGUUAACAGACAGGGCACAAGGUAAACUUCGCUGCUUGAGCCUCGUCAAGUGUUUGAAGAUCAGUAAAGAUGGUCUGUAUCAGGUCCUCGAGAGGAAUUUGGAGGUGACCAAGCUAAGUGUGGCGGGAUCGAGCAAACUCAAUGGUGUAGACUUUUUGAACAAUCUAAAGUACUUCAACUCUGUUGCAGUGCCUGGUAUCAAACAUCUCAGGAUAGGCGAUCCUCUUGGUUUAACAAAUGAGCACUUGAACGAGUAUAAGAUUCUUUUGGGGAUAGAAAAGGAUGUAAAGAAGCCAAGCGACUAUAAGCCAAGAUAUUAUUGUGGAGGAGAGAUUUAUCUGUCAUUAGAUGAUGAGCGUACCCUUGACAUUGAGAUAUGCCCGAGAUGCCAGAAAUUGGGACAGGUCUACGACUGUCCAACUGAGAAUUGUCAAGUGAAGAUGCACUCCAUGAAGACCACGGAGACGUGCAGAGCAUGCAUCUCCUGCAUUGCUCGUUGCAUACGCUGUGGGUGCUGCUUGGACAACAAAGCCUAUGAGGAGACAUUCUGUUUCGACUUCCUCUGCUUUGACUGUUUGGAGGAGCUCGUUUUCCAGGACGGGGUCAUGCUGCCACCCGGGCAGACCUAUGUCCACCAGAUGGCAAGCUAUCACUUUUUCCUCUAUAGUUAAGGAAGGUUUUCAUGUCUUCAAACCAUCGAGAUCGUUGUGUAUGCAUGAGCGAAGCUGCUGAAGAAAGUGAAGAACACGGGUUGCAUCGUGGCACUCGUCUCAUGCGGAUGGUUGAAAAGAAACUGCACGGGUGGCCUAGCAGCUCGUUUGAAGAAUCACACUGAAAUACAUUGCUAAAUGAGACCUUCGUGUGUCUCUGCAGUCUGAGAUAGGGAGCGCGAUUCGAAGGCGGCGCUGUCGGUAAAUUGUACAAGAAAGCAAGCAAGGAACUAGUAAAACCAUGUCUCUAGAGUUAAAAGGGAAUUGUGAGCUUAUUUUAGCUAGAGUUAAAAAGGAAUGAUGGAAAUUUUUAUAAAUUCUUAUGCCACUAUUACUAAAUAAUUUUGUGUAGUAAUAUGAUUCAUGAAUGCUUUGUAUUUAAGUGAAAUGUGUUUUGACA
Messenger RNA from Salvia miltiorrhiza (redroot sage), 2528 nucleotides. Its product is annotated as F-box protein At3g27290-like. Gene Ontology annotation, cellular component: cytoplasm. Bases 632 to 2089 code for a protein of 485 amino acids. Gene Ontology annotation, molecular function: protein binding. The record is from RefSeq and is a predicted model, not a curated record. NCBI's taxonomy places the organism in Eukaryota, Viridiplantae, Streptophyta, Magnoliopsida, Lamiales, Lamiaceae. The transcript is spliced from 2 exons.